CGCGCAUGUGCCCGGCGUCCGUCCCCGCCCUGGAUUCCGCUUCCCCUCCGCUGGCGCUGCAGUCGCAGCCGCCUCCAGGCCCCUUGCCGCCUCUGGAGUCCAUGGCCGGGACGCGCUGGGUACUCGGGGCGUUGCUCCGGGGCUGUGGCUGCAACUGCAGCAGCUGCCGGCGCACCGGCGCCGCCUGCCUCCCCUUCUACUCCACCGCCGGCUCCUUCCCCGCGGGCGUCUCCGGCCGCCGCCGCCUGCUGUUGCUGCUCGGGGCCGCCGCCGCCUCGCAUACGCGGGGCCUCCAGAGUGGGCCUGUGCCUGUCGGGAGGCUGGCGGGGCCUCUCCCCACCGCCGCCUCCGCCGCGGCCGCCGCCUCCUACUCUGCCCUGCGACCCCCUCUGCUGCCGCAGUCGCUGGCGGCGGCCGCGGGCCCGGCGCGCGGAUACAGCCAGGAGUCUAAAAGUACCUACUUGGAAGAGCUUCCAUCUCUCCCUGAGUAUGAAGUGGCUCCAUCCAAGUUAGGAGAAGAAGUGGAUGAUGUUUAUCUCAUUCGAGCUCAAGGGUUACCAUGGUCCUGCACUGUGGAAGAUGUGGUGAACUUUUUCUCAGAUUGCAGAAUUCGCAAUGGUGAGAAUGGAAUACAUUUCCUGUUAAAUAGAGAUGGGAAACGAAGGGGUGAUGCCUUAAUUGAAAUGGAGUCAGACCAGGAUGUGCAAAAAGCCUUAGAAAAGCACCGUAUGUACAUGGGGCAGCGAUAUGUGGAAGUAUAUGAAAUAAACAAUGAAGAUGUGGAUGCCUUAAUGAAGAACCUGCAGGUCAAGUCUUCACCUGUGGUAAAUGAUGGAGUGGUUCGCUUGAGAGGACUUCCUUAUAGCUGUAAUGAGAAAGACAUUGUAGACUUCUUUGCAGGACUGAAUAUAGUAGACAUUACUUUUGUUAUGGACUACAGAGGGAGAAGAAAAACAGGAGAAGCCUAUGUGCAGUUUGAAGAACCAGAAAUGGCUAACCAAGCCCUGUUGAAACACAGGGAAGAGAUUGGUAACCGAUAUAUAGAGAUAUUUCCAAGCAGAAGGAAUGAAGUUCGAACACAUGUUGGUUCUCAUAAGGGAAAGAAAAUGGUAUCUUCUCCUACUGCUAAGUAUAUAACGGAGCCAGAGCUGGUAUUUGAGGAGCAGGAAGUAAAUGAGGAUAUUCGACCCACAACAGCUUUUGAAAGUGAGAAGGAAAUAGAAUUGCCUAAGGAAAUUGUGGAAAAACUUCCAGAGGCUGAAUUUGGAACUACACCAUCACUACAUUUUGUUCACAUGAGAGGGUUGCCUUUCCAAGCCAAUGCCCAAGAUAUUAUUAAUUUUUUCGCGCCACUAAAGCCUGUUAGGAUCACCAUGGAAUACAGUUCGAGUGGGAAGGCCACUGGAGAAGCUGAUGUGCACUUCGAUACCCAUGAGGAUGCUGUUGCUGCCAUGCUCAAGGAUCGGUCCCAUGUUCAACAUAGGUAUAUUGAAUUGUUCCUGAAUUCAUGUCCUAAAGGAAAAUAAGAUUUCCAAGAACUACAGAUAAUAAGGUUGAAGCAAGACGCAUUUCAUUUGCACAUCUUCCUUGGAGAUGGGAUAUAUAAAGUUCCAGUUUCUUAGCAGCAACUGUUAGAAAGUAUUUUGGAGUUUUGGAUGAUUGCUUCUAAGAAAAAUUCAGUAGUGGACUGUUUAGAAAGAAAAAGGAAGAGAUUCAGUUUAAGAUUAUGAAAUAAACCACAAAUAUUAAGCUUUCCUUUAAACUGUCCAGGAUCUGAAUUUGAGGUGUGGUCUUUAUUUUAUGAUUAAGUUUUUUUUUCAUAGAAGAUAAUGUCAUUCUCUGUAAAGACUACAUAUUUUUUAUUCAGCCCUGUCCUCUAAAAUUUUGCCCAUAUAAAAAAUGACCUAUUUGACUAUGAGUUGAUUGUGCUAAUGAAAAUCUUAUGGAACAAAAAUUCUGAUUUGUUUUUAACCAAAUACUCACCAAAGCAAGGAAAGGCUUUAGACUUUUGACUACUAUGAUUUGUCAUAGUAGUUUUAGUUUUAGAUGUAUUGAUAUUUGAUUACGUAGAUGGGGUAGAAAUUGAACCCAAAAAAAGGAAAGAAAACCAAGACAAAAAACAUGAACGAAUGGCAUGGGUAACCAAAUGGCAGCAGUUUGGCAGUUUUACACACUUAAGAAAUGUUUUGCCUUUCUAAGCCUUGUGCUGAAGGCAUUUAACUCUUGUGCCUGUAUACUUAAGGUGGGAAUUCUACUUUCAACUUAAAAGUUGUCAAGCAUCUGUUUACCCCCUUUGCUUUUGGUUUUGGUUAAAUCUUAAGGGGAUGUGUUAAGCUUAAGUGAAGUGACAUGUCAAAACAGUCCUGUCUAGGAAGGACAUUAAUGGCUUCACUUGAAUUUAAACCAGCUCACAAUAGGAAAGAUCCAAGUCUCCUCAUUUGCUUUUUCAAUGGGAUAGCAUAUCCCAUAUUUUAGAACAAGUAGGGGUGCCUUGCUUAAAUAAAAUAGCAUUUAACGUAUAAUUGUGUGAAGGGUUUAUGAAUAAAGCUGUUCUUCUGUCACAUUGUGACAGUACCUUCUGCUUUAAUAUUAAACAGCUUGUUGUUUAAAUAUUGGAUUAAAAUGGCUGGCUUCCAAAUGUAGUCAUUAAUAAACUAACUUUAUGUGCACCUUUAUGUGUAGGAGAUUAAAGUCCUGUACACUUUGUUUGCCUUGUUCCUGUUCUCAGGGUGUGACUGCCAUGUAGUUCCAAGGAAAUGCAAUUCUAGUUCUUAAAAUUGAUUUGGCCCAUAUUUAUGAGAGUUGAUGCCCGGAAGAGAGACUCUCAUUUAACACAUAACCAUCUUUUGAUUGCCAGGUGAGAUACAAAUAUCUCUAUACUGUAAGUAGUCAAUAAUGAAGGCUUGUUUCAGGCUGGAGAUUACCUAAGAGUAUUUAUUUUGGAGUGAGUCAACUGGAUAUAUUUUUGUUACAUCAAAUCCUGGAAUAUUAUUAUCAGAAGAAAUGGCUAAUUUUCAGUUUAUUUUUAUCAUCUUAACAACUUAACAUCCUCAGAACUGCUACAGUGAUGAGAAUAUGCUCUCUUGUAGGGUUUAGUGUGCUGAGUUGUAAGAACAGGUGUUUGAUUGUAUCAUCUAUUAGAUGGUGAUAAUUUUUUCUUUCCUGUAGGGUCUGUUGAUAUUGAUGAAUAAUUCAUUUGCAGUUGCUUUGAAGGUUUUAUUUGCACAUGUGUAGAAAAAUGAGCAUUAAAAUAUUAUGUGAUUGGCUGGCAAGGCAGCUCAUCUGGAAGGCUGCCUGCUUUGCCGUGCAUGUGACCCAGGUUUGAACCUGCUGUUCGCACCCCCCCUCCCAUGGGGAAACUUCGUUGCUGUGGUGUCAUUCCUUCCUCACCCAUCUGAAAAAGUCAGCCCAGAGCAGUGAAACCCCAAUGAUGAUAAUAAAUAAAUAAAUGUGAUGAUUUGAUGAUAA
This is a messenger RNA of Erinaceus europaeus (western European hedgehog), 3468 nucleotides long. It is a transcript of the gene GRSF1, whose product is annotated as G-rich RNA sequence binding factor 1. Gene Ontology annotation, molecular function: RNA binding. NCBI's taxonomy places the organism in Eukaryota, Metazoa, Chordata, Mammalia, Eulipotyphla, Erinaceidae. The transcript is spliced from 10 exons. The record is from RefSeq and is a predicted model, not a curated record. Gene Ontology annotation, biological process: regulation of RNA splicing. Bases 6 to 1526 code for a protein of 506 amino acids. Gene Ontology annotation, cellular component: ribonucleoprotein complex; nucleoplasm.